GGCCGGCCGCCAUCUUGUCGUGAGACAGCAGGAGCCGGCGCGAUGUGGAGCGCUGCAGUCAUGUCCGCGGGCCCGGGCCGAGACCUCCCCCUGGAGCCGCACGCCGGCGCGGGCCCUGUUCAGCUACGCUUCUCGCCCUACGCUUUCAACGGAGGUACUGUCUUGGCAAUUGCUGGGGAAGAUUUUUCCAUUGUCGCCUCAGAUACUCGGUUGAGUGAAGGUUUUUCAAUUCACACCCGGGACAGCCCAAAAUGUUAUAAAUUAACAGAUAAAACAGUCCUUGGAUGCAGUGGUUUUCAUGGAGACUGUCUCACCUUAACCAAGAUUAUUGAAGCAAGACUAAAGAUGUAUAAGCAUUCCAACAAUAAGGCCAUGACAACAGGAGCCAUUGCUGCGAUGCUGUCUACAAUCCUGUACUCCAGGCGCUUCUUCCCAUACUAUGUGUACAACAUCAUCGGGGGACUGGAUGAAGAAGGGAAGGGAGCUGUGUACAGCUUUGACCCAGUGGGGUCCUACCAGCGAGACUCCUUCAAGGCUGGAGGCUCUGCCAGCGCCAUGCUGCAACCCCUGCUGGACAACCAGGUUGGCUUUAAAAACAUGCAGAAUGUGGAGCAUGUCCCACUGACCUUGGACAGAGCCAUGCGGUUGGUGAAAGACGUCUUCAUCUCUGCAGCCGAGAGGGAUGUGUACACUGGGGACGCCCUCCGCAUCUGCAUUGUGACCAAGGAGGGCAUUCGGGAGGAGACUGUGCCCCUGCGCAAGGACUGACGGGGUGCUCCAUGCGGUGUGUGCCUGGGCUGUUGGAUGAGUUGGUUUAUUAAAAGGAAACCUGACCUGUG
Molecule: messenger RNA, 839 nt
Organism: Ochotona curzoniae (black-lipped pika)
Lineage: Eukaryota; Metazoa; Chordata; Mammalia; Lagomorpha; Ochotonidae
Gene: PSMB1
Product: proteasome 20S subunit beta 1
Exons: 6
Coding region: 43-768 (241 amino acids)
Cellular component (GO): proteasome core complex
Source: RefSeq, a predicted model, not a curated record